Molecule: messenger RNA, 14539 nt
Organism: Lutzomyia longipalpis
Lineage: Eukaryota; Metazoa; Arthropoda; Insecta; Diptera; Psychodidae
Gene: Arms
Product: kinase D-interacting substrate of 220 kDa
Exons: 12
Coding region: 8965-13449 (1494 amino acids)
Molecular function (GO): protein binding
Source: RefSeq, a predicted model, not a curated record
GAUGUCACUUUGACAGGUUUGCGAGGUUUUCUUUAUAACUUUUUAUUAACUUGUGUACUUGUGUUUUUCUGCAUUUUUCCCCGUGAAAAUGUACUUAAUUGCACUUCUUGAUAGUCUCCACGGAUUCAUCAAUUAGUCGUGCAUCAAGUUUGUGUGAAAAACUGAUAAAGUGAGGUGGAAAUUGGUGGGAAAAGGUUGAAUGAAAAAAGGUCAAUUGGAGACAUCAAUUUUCUUCACUUUCAUUUUUUGCCCUCCACCGUCUUCGAGCACUGCGAGGAAGGAAAAUGGAAUAAAUUUGAUUAUUUGCCAAAAGGAAAAUUAAAUGAAAAGCUGCCACAGUGAUUUGUGGUGUUUUCUCGAGGAUUUUCCGUGGAAUUCAGUGAAAAUUCCGCGACACUCAGCGACAGGAGGAAAGGGUGAGUAAGCUCUUUUGUGAGAUGAUAAAAGAUUUUUUUUCUCUAUAAAUUUUAUUCUCAUUCUCAACAUUCUCAAGUUAUUAUUUUUCUUAUCAAAUUUAUUUGUACAGCCAGAAUCUAUUAAUAGAGGCAAUAUUCGUAUAAACACAAUUCUUUGGUCACUCUCCUCGAAGUGUGGAAAUUUUUUUAGGCUAUUCAACACGGGCUGUUUGCUAAUAAGAAAAAAAAACCUCCGACUGUGAGGUCCGGAAGUAUCUUGGGGCAAAAAGUUGGGCUACUUUUUCAAAUAUUUGCCUUUUGAGCCAUCAUUGAGCAUUGUUGGCAAUUUUGUAUUAUUUUAUUUUAUGCAAAAACAGCAUUUUUUUGCCCAAGGAAACACGUGGAUUAGCUCAGAGAAUGUUUACUGAGCAGAUUUUACUCUGAUUCGUCAGCCAGCCAAGGUUGAACAGUGAACGAGAGAAUUUCCUUGGCAAUGAACGCAAAAAUGUGUUGCAAAAUCUUAUUGAGGAAAACCACUUUAACCUGUUUGCCGGUCAUGAAAUUUCCAAGAAUCGCGCUAAUUCUUUUCAGCACGUUUCACUCAUCAUGUUACCACUCCCAUAAAAAAUACAAACUCAUUGGAAAAGCUUUAAAACAAUUAUUAGAAAUCUCUCUUGGAGAAUAUACUCUCUGAUUUUCCUAAUUGAAUUACCCUCAUUAACUAUUCAAAACAUCUUUAUUGAUUAAUCAAGCAUUCAAGCAUGGCAGUUAGAGGCUAAUUUUGGAAAUUUCCUCGUGGAAUAUUCAUUAACAUUCACAUAACGCUGAUCUUCUGACAUAUGCCGCGCACCUCUUAAAAUAAGAUAUUCACAUGCGAAAUUCAUUUCAAACAAGAAAAAAACUUCCAAUCAGAAUGACAAAAUUUGCGUUUUUGGCAUAAAAUGAUAAAAAAAAAUAAAAUUCUAACAUGCAGCGUAUCAGUGUGGGAAUUGGGGCAGGGAACAUCUUGGCAGAAUCACCUGUUUUUUUAUAAGCGUGUUAAGAAAAUUCUUUGGAUUUUUGCGUCGAAUGCAAGUCAAGGUAUUUUUCUUUUAAUUAAUUUCCCACUAAAUCUGUGUGCAAGAAUUCUGGGAAUUUUGCUAAACAAAGCAUCACUCGUGAGUAUUUGUUUUUCUUCUGUGCGGAAAUCUAAAAUGAAUAAAUUCUCAAAACUACAAAAGAAUUGCCAAGGGGUGAUUAGCAUUGAAGUUUUUGUGAAAAACUGUAGGUUUUUUUUAGAACUAGAAAAAGACUAAAAAUUAUGAAAAUUAUGCACAUUUUUCUGUGCAAGAUGUUUUUUCUGGUAUUAACCCUUUCGAGUCCGUGAUCAAGCGAGCUGAUUGAACUAAAAAUAAAUAUGGGUUUCUUUAAGCUCAAAUAAUGCAUUUUUACCAAAAAAAAACCAACUAAAAAAUUUUCGGUUUUUCGUUCUUCUUGAUACUGUGAGUCCUUAGGGAUGUCCUUUUGUGGUCAUAAAAUAAUCUGGGAUUGUAAAGACAUAGUCCUGUAUUAAUUUGGAGUCAAUAUUCAUAAAAUAACUAUAUAAAAUAAAACAUUUUCAAAAUCGAGCCUUUGGGUUAGCGUAUGACCCAAUGGACCUGACAGGGUUAAGUUAUUUGAAAAGAAUUUUGAAUGGUGAAAAAAAAACUAAAUAUUAAGAUUUUUAUAAUAAACUGUUUAAUACUUUAUUUAAUAUAGUUGUCUUAUUUACGUAAGUUGGCCUAACUUAUUUAUUUAUUAUUUUAUUUUAUUUUAUAAAAUUGUGGCAUUUAGGUACCCUAGAUUACAACUAAAUGAACCUAAUAAAGAUUUUAAGUUUUAUUAGAUCAAUAUAGCAGAUAAAAAGCUUGAGAGCACACUUUUCGUGCAUUCCAGCGACGUUUUGAUUAUUUUUUUGCUGUCUUCUGCAACAAUUUUAACGCAAAAAAAUAUUCAGCUUUCACAAUGUUCUUAACUUUAGUUCUGAAAGAUUAAGAACAAAGUCAGAACGUUUAACAAUAAAAAUUCAGUUAAAAAAAGUUCAGUUAGACUCUUAUUGGAUUUCUUUUCCAAGCAGUUAAUUUUUCAAAUUGGAAUGUAAAAUGAAUCCAACAAGAAUCAAAUAAGUGUUAUUUUUUUUGGCUAUGCUGCAGAUCUUAUCGAAUAUUUAAAGACCAAAAUGAAGAAUCAUUAUCAGCUAGGUUUAAAAAAAAUCACAAAAAUUGAUUUAAAUAAAUUAUUUUAUAAUUUUGAUUAAAAAGGUAAAGGGUUAGGAUUUUAUGGGGCUUUUUAUUCAAUAUCGCCCGCAGUUUUUGUGUGGAGUGAAGUUCUAUUGAACUCACUUUGAUUUUGUGUGAUUGUUUUUUGUGCGAUUUUAUUUUUUGUGUGUGUGCACUUCUCUGUGCACACAUUAUUUUGUGCGAAAGAGAGGAAUGGGAAGGAAACCGGUAUUAGGAAACGCUUGGCCAAGGAAAGGUAGAAAAUCUACCCAGCAGGGAAUCGAACCCGCUUCGUAGCGAUAUUGGGUAUGAUCAAAUCGGAGCGUUAACUGAUUGACCUACCGCCACCCUUAAUUUUGAUUAGCAAAUCCCAAUCAAUUAAACUUUUUGAAAUUUUUUUGAUUUUUUAAAAAUUAUUUUGGAAAUCGUUCGAAACUUAUAUCAAAAAUGAAUAAACUCCUUCAAUUUGCAAAGUUUAUGCUAUUGACCCCCGGCUGUUUGCCAUCAAUGCUGAUUCACGAUGGUUUUGUGAUAACUUCAAGAUACAUUUUCCAUUCCACAUGUUAUCACGAGUGGCUUAUUGCUGUGAUGACAAUAAAAUGUGAUUAUUUUUUUAUACGAUCCCUCGUGGCUGAUGAGGGUGGAAAAAUUUCCACCUUAUAGUAUAAAAUUGUAUAUUGCUGACAAUCGUCUGCAUUGCGUAAAUCUUUUAUAGAAAUUUACUUUUGUAUACCUACCCACAAGAUAAGACGCAGGAUAUUGCUUUUGCUAUUUUUGUCUCUUUUUAUGGAUUUUAAUAAAAAUUCUUGGCUGAAAGAAUUUUUAUUUCCUGUUGGGAAAAAAAUCUUAUUUUGAGGAGCUUUUCUUUAGCUGUUAGCUCAUUUAUCAUUUGGAUGCUGUGACAGGGAGGAGAAAAUAUAAAUUUUUGGGCAGCAUUAUGGAUAUAUUUCUAUGUGUAAGUGCAAUAUGCGGGGAAUUGUGUGUGGUAUGGGGAGAAAUUGUGAUUGCGUGUGUUGGUCUCUAUAGAUAAUGAUUUAUCACUUUCCGUCACAUUCUAUCGCAAAUUGCGAUUAUUUUUACGAUUUGAGAGUGCAUCAGUGAUUUGUGGGAUACCCAGGGGAGAGGAUGCGGGAACUUGACCGCGCGCACUCAAGUUAUACAUUUACAACGAAGAGGAAUUAGUAUCACACAGUUGGAUGUCUUUGGGUCACGGUCAGAGGCACAUACGGGGGAGCUAAAAGCAGGGUUGUGUAGCUAAGAGUACGUGGUUGAGUCAAUGUGAAGCUAUCAGCUGUGGUGUCUGGAUGUGACUGAGGUGAGGUGGCUCCGUUCGACAUCUCAUCUAUCGGAUGCGGACGACAGUCUCCACCGGAGUUUGGGGGCAUUUUGUGGCCGAAAGAAAGGAAAAAUACCAAAUGAGUGAGACAAAACUCAUCCAUCUCGUUCACAUUGAGCAAUCAAUUGGCAUAAAUUACCAGCAUUUUUUUUUAUUCGUGCCGUUCUAUUGCUGUGGCAUGAUUGAUUCGUGAUUCGGUGACAAAUUCUGUGCUUCUCGUUUAUUUCCUCGUAAAGAAAAAUAUCACUUCUUACCCACAAGUUGUGCCUCUUUGUACCAACACACUUUUCCCGCCACUUUGUGGACCUUCCUAGCAUAUCGCGAGUGUUUGAACAGCACCGAGUUUUUUUUUGCAUAACAAUUUGGCACACUUUUUAACCCCUUCCCACACUUGACAAUGAGUUUUCGUGCAAAUUUACUGGAAAAAUGCGAAAAGAGACGACCUGUGGUGAGAACUGUUUCGGAAUUGUCACCACUUAAUCCGCCAGCAAAUCAAUCCACAAGCCGUGAAGAGGGAAAUUUCUACGGUAGUACAUUUUCCUCCUACUUGGGGGGCUUUCGACGGAAUAAGAAAUCACAUUCAGCACAGGUAAUUUAUCGCAUAUAUAUGUGUCUUCCUGGCAAAAAUACAUAUAAACCUACUAUUUAUGUUACUCUUCCAAUAACUCGCGCACUUUCAAUGACAAACUCUAAUCUAUUUUGUACACUGCGAUGAAGAAAAGUUGGAGCAUUUAGUUUAUCUCUAAACGACGUGUCUUUUUGUUGAAUAUUUUCAUGAGAAAACAGUGGAAUUUUUUUCAUCUUAUUUGUUUGCGAAUUUAAGGUGUCUCACAAAGAAAGUAAACGGCAUUGUACGUCAUUUGUUUUAACUACUCAAACAGGGGAAAAAUAUUUAAGUUGAAAAGAAAAUUUACAUAAUAAUUUUUAAUUGGUGUUUAUAUAAAAAUAAAAUUAAAUUACCUGUAAAUCAUUGAAAGAAGAAAAAACUAUUAUUUUAUUUAAAUCAACUAUUGCUUUAAAGCUUUUACGGGUAAAAAGGAAAAGCUCGACGAGGAUUAACCAAUAAACAUUUUAAUUGAAUUUUUUAACCAAUAAAAAAGGAGCUUUUAAUUCUUCUUAUUUAUUUGAUUUUAAGCAAGAUAUUUUAGAAACAAUUUUUUUGGUCAAUGAACUUAAACUCCACCCACAUUUUCAUCAAAUAAAAUUUGAAAUCAAUAUGAAUUUAUUUACCUUCUAUAAAAUAAAACUAAAAAUCAUUGAAAGGAAAUUACCUUUCAAAAAAAUCUUAGGAAGAUCUUAUUCUUGAUCUUAUCAAUCAAAUGAAAAGAUUUUCUAUGAGCUAUUUAUAGAAAAUCGUCUCCUCGAUCUAUAUAUUAAAUUUUAUCACAAAUUUGACAGAGAAACCUUGUAUGGUGAUAAUUCUUCCUUGUUGCUAUAAAUAUGUGAGGUAAUGUUGAUCGGGUGGUUUAAAGCGAUGGAGAUAUUAGCGUGGAGAGCUCUUGAGUGACUCCCAAUAUAAUUAGUGUGAUUAUCGCCCAAUUAUUUCUCUUUUUUUUGCAAAAAAAAAUGACUGAUAGAGUGAUGGAGAGCGAGUGAGGAAAAAGAUGAGAUAGAUAGGAAAAAUUAUAUAACGAUUUUCAUUACAAAGCGUCAAUAAAUGUUUACUGGAUGAUUGUGAAUUGAGGCUAAAGUCUCUUCACAAGCUUUUAUGCAUGACUCUCUGGAGGCACCACCAUUUUAUUGAUGGGCAAAGGGAGAAACUAGAAAAAAAAAGUUUAGAAAUCGGGAAAAUUACUUUAAUAACAAGUUUUUAUUAAAUAUUGAUCUGUUGUUUAUUUAUUCACUUUUAUUUUUCCAUUAAUUUUCUUUUUAAAACCAAUACAGAUUAAAACUAAAUAACGUGAUAUGUUGUAUAACCAAAUUGGAUUAGUUUCAUUGGGAUAUUUCAGUAAAAAUCUACAAAUUCGUUUUGUUACAGCAAAUUAGAACCUCUGUAGAGCUGAUGUGAAAAUCUCCAAGCUCAAAUUAUGACAUACACACAUUUUAAUUAACAAUUUAUACAUACAUACAUUACUAUGUAUCUAUAUAAAACUAGGAGUGCAAAGAGAACCCGCAGAAAUAGUUUCAUUAACUUCUAUAUAAUAAAAUAAUUCUAGUUUGAUUGCCACAUGUUUCAUUUAUUUUUUCUGUUUUCUCCAACAUGAAAGUGAAGUCUUUCUCGGAGUUGAUUCAUUUUCAAGUGAUGUCGUAGAAUUUUAAUGAAUAUUUAAUUGAGUUGAGUGUGGAAAUAUAGAUAUUUACAGACUUUAACGGAAUAAGGUUAAUUUUAGGUCGUCUUCUCUAGAAAAUUGUUUUAAAGCAAUUAUUUUUAAUAAAAGUGUUUGGAGUUUUCAAUUUAUUCUAAGGGAAAUUCUAAACCUUUCUUAUGACAAAGAAGCAACUCCAGUGAAAUUUGAGAUAUUUUUUAACAAGGAAAUUUUUUUAACUUUCCUCAAUGUCACGAAGAAAGAAGGAACUUUGAAUCUUUAGAUAAAAUUAAAGAGGAAAAUUUUUAGAAAAUUUGCAUUGAAGGAUUCGGCAUUGUCGGUAUAAUUAAGUCUUUAUUCAUGUAUCAGAGAACCAAAGAAUAUUUUGCUGUGAAUAAUGAAUUUACAUUUUAUCCAUAAUCUACAAUUUAAUUUUAUUAACUACGCUCAUUUGAAAAGCCACAAUCAUCAAAAUGCGCCAGUUGUUAUUUCCUUAAAUCGUUAAUUUGCAACAAUGUCAUUUCAGCAGUAUGAACAAUAUUUUAGCACGCGCACCAUACAAAAGGGAAUUUAUUAUUGCAUCGAUUGGCAUGCAAAUGAAUCACUGAAAAAUUCAUCAAAUUGUUUCCACUACAAUUGCUUGACAUAUGUUGCACAAAAAUUGAGUGCUAAUUGAUGGAGAUAUUCAGUUCAGACAACUCUUGUCAAUUAAAUUCCCAUUUGACUUUUAAUACGUAAAUAAAUAGUGACGUGGUUUCGCAAUAAAUUUAUGUUGCGGAAAGAUUACAGGGUGUUCCACAAAACUGUUUGUUUUAGAUGGAAUUGAAAUGAAAUGAAUUGAUAAAAUUAGAUGAAAAUGGCAGUUCAUUGUAAGCCAUUUAUCAAUAAUUUUAGAAUUUUGUAAACAAAAGAAGGAACUUGUUUUUUAUUGUAUUUGAUCUAUUUAGACCUGAUGAAGUAUAUAAUAUUCUUCAAAACAUCAUGAUCAUCUUUCGCGUUCCGGAAAGACUUAAAAAAUUGAAGAAUAUUGAUCUGCAAAAUAUAAUUCUAUGCUCUAAAUUAUGUAGAAUUUUACAAACACCUUUUCAGCUUUUAAUUGAUCACCAAACAAUAAAAUAUAUUUUGCCAAUUAAUUUAUCUAAAGAAAAAUUUUCAGCAAUUCUGCCGAAGAACCCUGUAUUAUGAAUAAAGAAAAAAGAGAAGUGCUGUGGGAAGAUAGAAAGCAAAUAUUGUCUUUUGCUUCUGUUUGUGCACAACAAAAAGGAAGAGAUAUAUAGAAAAAGAUUCUAACGUGAGUGACUGUUCUAGUUCUCAAUGGAAAUUGAGAAUGAGGCUAAAAAGGCAAGGCAAUACAAUAUACAUUACAUAUAUUGCAAAUACAUAAACUAAUUGCAAUUUCUACAAAGAGUAUCGUUACUUUUCAUUUUUAAUUUGAAAUGGAACAUGGGGCGCUCUUUAUCAUUGCAUUGUCUUUAUGUCCGUCCCCCGCCCCCACUCCACGGGGGAAAUGUGGUACGCGGGGGUGAGAAUACGGUGUUGAUGUACGCGAUUAUUGUGUAUUGUGUUAAAGUGCGAGAGAAGGAGAGCAUGACAGAUAAUGGUACUACAUAUAAUGUGGAGAUAAAAGCUGACGAGAGACACUCAAAUGUGUAUGAUGACGCUUUGUCGACUUCCCCAGAGAAAAUCUACAAGUUUGCAACUUUACUUAUGGAAGAGUCGCCUUCAGUCACCAACAUCCAUUCCAAUUGCAUGGAAGUCUCUUCCUCGUGGGGGCCUAUAUAGUGAUGGCAUUUUCCCCCCUCACAAAGUGCCUCGUUCCGUGCAUUGUUGUUGCAAUUUUUUGAACUUCGUGUGGGUUCUAUCUUUUGCAACUUUUCCGCCACUUUUCCUUUCGCGCUUUUCCCAUUCGGCAUUGUGCCCCGUUUUUUUUCGCGCGCAAAAUGCGUUCUCAGAAAUAUUAGAGAAGGAAGGAAAAAACGAGACUCAAGUGCUCACAAUCGUGAUACUCCCCCUAAUUGGCUACACCAAGUGUGUGAUCACUACAUUGCGAUUUUUAUCACACAUUUUAAGAUUACAAUAAUUGUUUAAUCACUUUAUACACGCCAAUUUAGAUGAGCAGUGUAUUUGAACAACAUGUGAUAUUAGGAAGAAGUAAUAGAGAGAUAUUGUUAAUUUAAAAGCGUGCGAUGGUUAUUUUAUACAUAAUAAUGUUAAAUACUGUGCCCACUUGUGUGUGCUUCUUCAGUCGCGAUCUUCCCAUUUUCGUAGUUUACUGAAAAUUUACUUGUUUUUUUUUUUGGACGAGAAUUUUCAUGAGCGGUGCUUUGUCAGACUUCUAUUUGAGGGGAAAAAAUGUCUUUUAUCUCGUCUGUCGUCAUGAAAGUGGUGUUUCUUUAUUGUUUCUGCAAAGAUUAAAUACAGUUGGGGCUUUUAAUUGCACCCGUGGUAUCUAAUUUUCUUCUAUAUAUUUGCUAAAAGAUAAUCGCGCGUUUACAAGAAUUAGAUAAUGUGAAUUUGCAGCCACCUUCCACUUUCAACCAAUUGAACCAACACACACGGUUGUCGCUAAGAGAGAAAGAAUUGCAAAUGUUAAAGGACAAAAAAUAAUUUUGCAAACAUACUUCCGACUACAUAAAUUCAUUCUCAAACCGUUCUGUGGUUCAGUUUCAAUACAAAACUCGCGGUGGGUGUUGUGAAAGUUUCUCUCUUCGAUUUUAAAUUUUUAAUAAGGAAAAGUUUAUCUUGUAAUCAUGCUGAAGGGAUUUAGAAUAUCGCUUGAUCAGACUCUCAAUCGUUGCGAGUCGAUGGGGGCAUUUGGAUACAGGACACUACUACAAUAUGUGGAAUCCAAUGAUUUGCAAGGGCUCAAAACACUCCUGGACACACGACACCUGCCCGUGGAUGAUCGAGAUGAGAAUCAGACGACCGUGCUCAUGGUGUGCGCAACCCGUGGCAUGGUAUCAUUCGUCCGGGAGUUGAUUGCACGUGGAGCUGAUGUUCAAGCCGAGGACAUUGAUAACUGGACACCCCUGCUGUGUGCCGCAAAGGAAGGUCACGCGGAUGUAGUACAACUCCUGCUGGAACAUGAUGCAAAUCAGGAGCAUCGAGACAUGGGUGGAUGGUCUGCCCUAAUGUGGAGCUCAUACAAGGGACACACGGAUGUUGUGGCUCUCCUGCUGCAGCGUGGUGCUGAUGUGCAUGCACACGGGAACUACCACCUUGGGCCACUUCUGUGGGCAGCUGGGCGGGGGCACAAGGAGAUUGUGGAGAUGCUGGUGCAGCGUGGUGCCAAAGUGAAUGUGGGCGAUAAGUAUGGGACGACGGCACUUGUUUGGGCGUGCCGGAAGGGUAAUGCUGAGAUUGUGGACAUUCUCCUCAAGGCGGGUGCCAAUGUGGACAAUGCUGGCAUGUACUCGUGGACACCGCUCCUUGUCUCCGUGGCCGGGGGGCAUCAGGAGUGUGUGACACUGCUGCUGGAGAAGCGUCCCAAUGUGAAUGCAUUGGACAAGGAUGGGCUCACGGCGUUGUCAAUUGCAUGCCGGGAGGGGCUGCAGGAUACAGCAUCGGCAUUAAUUGCGGCCGGAGCUUAUGUGAAUAUUCAAGACCGUGCUGGUGAUACGCCACUAAUUCAUGCUGUCAAGGGGGGGCAUCGAGGUGUGGUUGAGGCGCUCCUCAAGCGACAUGUGGACAUUGAUAUUCAGGGAAAGGAGCGCAAGACAGCUCUGUAUACAGCUGUUGAGAAAGGCCAUACGCUAAUUGUGAAACUUCUGCUUGCUUCUAAUCCGGAUGUGGAAUUGGCCACAAAAGAUGGUGACACACCACUACUCAGAGCUGUCCGGAAUCGGCAUCUUGACAUUGUGCACAUGCUGCUGGAGAAGAAGGCUAAAGUUAGUGCAGUGGAUAGGAGGGGUGACACGUGCCUUCAUAUCGCCAUGAGGGCACGAUCAAAGGCUAUCGUUGAGGCGCUACUGCGUAAUCCUAAAAAUAGCAAACUCCUCUAUAGGGCCAACAAGGCAGGUGAAACACCCUAUGGACUGGAUACGGUGCAUCAGAAGACGAUUCUAGGGCAGGUUUUUGGCGCUAGACCUCUGAAUACAAAUGAGGAUUCUGAGGGAAUGUUGGGCUAUGAGCUGUACUCCUCAGCUCUUGCGGAUGUCCUCAGUGAGCCCACCCUCACAACCCCCAUUACAGUGGGUCUGUAUGCAAAAUGGGGCAGUGGGAAGAGUUUCCUGUUGUCCAAACUUCGGGAUGAAAUGAAGAGUUUCGCUCGGCAGUGGGCUGAACCACCCAUCAAGGCACCCUGGCUACUCUUCACCGUUUGCCUACAUGUUUGUCUUCUACUUGGAAUCGUUGUGAGUCUCAGCACGUGGUCGUAUGUUUGGGGAAUAUCAGCAGCAGGUUGUGCACUUGUUCUCUUCUACGUAGCUAACUUAGCGAUAAAGUUUGCCAGUAGACGGUACGACAUCAAUUGGGCCUAUUCAUUCCAUCAUGGACUAAUGAAACGCAUCGGAAGGCUUCGGCUCAUCAUGCAGGUGGCUUUCUGUCAUCCACCCGGAUCUCAGGGUGACCCCCAUGCAAUGCCGGUGCGCUUUCACUUUGCCGAAGCAAGUAGUGCUGCUCCAAAUGGCGAAGGAGCCGUGGGGCAUAUGCUAGCGUCGCUCUUUGAAGCCAUUGAAUCCCACUAUGGUUCCCUACCGACGCGUCUCUUUCGCGCCUUUCGUCCCAAACAUACAUCAUCGAGUCACUGGCGAUGGAGAAGAAUGUGCUGCAUGCCACUCAUCUUGCUCUUUGAGCUAGCAAUAGCAGUUGCAGUAACGGGUACUGCUCUGCUUAUUCUCUAUCUCAGUAAUCUCGACACGGAGCACGAUGAAGCCAUUCUCAUUGCAAUCUACGCCUUGGGGUCGGUGCUACUGGUGGGAUUUGUGGGGAAUCUGCAUUCGUGGGCAAAAGCUGUGAGAGCGCUCUUCUUCUCCCAAGGGCGUCAAUUGAAGAAAGCCAUGACUUCCGCUGAUCAUGCUUCCCUUACGGCUCUCGGAGCGGAAGUUUCCCUCAUGGCGGAUAUGAUAAAGUGUUUGGAUGCAUUUACGGGACAACAGAGUCGAUUAGUUGGUGUGGUCGAUGCACUGGAUUCAUGUGAUACGGAGAGAACACUAACAAUGCUGAAUGCCAUUCAAACUCUUCUCUCAUCGCCAAAUCGUCCAUUUGUCCUCCUUUUGGCCGUAGAUCCGCAUGUGAUUGCCAAAGCGGCUGAGGCCAAUAGUAGACGUUUGUUUACGGAAGGUGGUAUUGGGGGUCAUGACUUCCUGCGGAAUCUCGUGCAUUUGCCGGUGUAUCUGCAGAAUUCGGGGUUGAGGAAGGUGCAGAGGGCACAGAAUACGGCUCUUGCGUACCGAAGGAAUACCACAGAUGCAGCGGAAGAUCCAAUAUUGAGUCAUUCAGCCUCAGCGAGGCGGCUUUCGAAUGCAUCGGAGAUUAUGUCGAGUCAGGAGAAGCUACGAGCUCCCCCCGGAACCUCGCGUGGGGGCUCAAAGAAGUUGAGGCUAUCGGAAUCCGUGGCGAGUUCCAUCGGGUCCAAUCUCCAUCGUGUUGGACAGAAUCCUCAGGGUACGCUGGACAUGUCGAAGAUCCUCCUCACCGAUGACUACUUCAGCGAUGUCAAUCCACGAAGCAUGAGGCGCCUAAUGAAUGUAAUCUAUAUCACGGUGCGCUUGCUGAAAGCAUUCCAAAUUGACUUCAGCUGGUAUCGUUUGAGUUCAUGGAUCAAUCUCACAGAACAAUGGCCUGUGAGAGCCAGCAUGAUUGUUCUGCAGCACGAUCAAAAUGGUGAUUCCCUCGAUGACUCAACAUCACUCCAGUCAGUGUACGACAAAGUCAGACCGAAGAUUAGUUGUUUGCGUGAAGCAGCAGCACUGUUGGAAUUGGAUCGCGAUGAAAGGAAACUCGAUGCAUUUCUUCAACUUCACAAAGCUGAUCUCCUUGUGGCUGAUCUAAGGAUCUUCCUGCCGUUUACAAUAAAUCUCGAUCCCUACCUGCGAAAGGUCCUUAAAGAGGACCAACAAGCAAUGGAGGAUGAAGGGAUAAUCAUUCCAUUAAAACCAAAUAUACCGCUGAAUCCACGUACUAGUCUUCCGCGCUUUCCGCAGCCUUAUCCGCCUUAUCAGAAUAUCUUUGCAGCUGCAAAUCCGGCAAUCCCAGUGCUAACUUAUCAGUCGUAUGCAAAACCACCGCCUGUGCCCACGGUUGAGCAGCCGAAGAAGAAGAUUCAAUCUCAAUCCAGUGAUGUCUCACAAACUGCUCUCACGGACAUUCUAACGAAUGUUCCUGCGAAUUUGCAUCAAAUCCGACUAUCAAAGUUAAAUGUAAGUGGCUUGAGUGAUUUACUGCAGCAAAUCGAUGAGCUGCGACCCGCCUUAGAUAGUCUUCUUCCGGCAUUGAAGCAACACUCCAUUUCUGGUCGUGUCUUAAUGCACUGUGAUCUUCAAGAGUUAAAAAAUUUACUUAAUUUAAGCUUUGGUCAUUGGGAAAUCUUCAGAUUACUCAUAAUUACACUGAGAAAUCUGGAGAAGCAGCAACCAACGACGGCUACGGUGCGCGUGCAAGAUGACGAUGCCAUUGAUAGUCAAAAUAUUCAACCACCGACGUCAUCGGCUUCGAGCUAUUCGCGCCAAAAACCACAGAGUAUAAUGGAGAAACAGGUUACAUUGGAGGAACAGAUGAUCUGUGGUGCCCUGCAGACGCUCAAUGAGGAGGCUUUUGAGGAUGUUGUAGGGAGUGAACGUGGUGGUUCGGGGGAGAAGGUGUCAGAUGGGCAAAUUGGAAGGGUAUCACCGUCGUCCAGUUGGUCCGCAUCGCCGUCAAUUGUGCGAAGGGAGCCAAUUUUGAGGCCACGUGGGAGUGUUAAGUCAGAGAAGAAGGUCUCAAUUAAGAAUGAGGUGCCCAUUAAUAUUGAAUACAUUGCAGAGAAGAGGCAUGGAUCAACGGGAUCCUUUGCUAAGAUUCUCUCUCCUGGGUCAGCAGGACUUCCAGCAGGACGUCCAACAACAUUCGUCUAUGCGACGAAGAAUGAAAAAUCCGAACAAGCAGAGAAAGCCUUCAAGAUGACCCGGUCGUAUUCCUUUGAUAACGACUCACUGGACAAGGGGAUUGAGCUGAAAGACAUUUCAGGAACACCAGCCGGAUCAAUGGAUGAAGAAGUUCAACCACUUGUCAACGCUGCGCCAAACAAGACAAAGUGAAAUUUCUCUCUGUGGCUUCCCGCACUUGGCUGGACUUUCCCAUUUAAGUGUUGCAGCAACGUUUUCGUUUUUUACACACUCGCUCUAGUCAUGCUUGUCGCAAAAAAAAAUCAACGAUUGUUAAAAAAACCCCAAAAAGUUGCACCGCUGCGUAUUAUUAGCGCUAAAUUUAUAUUGUUUCAGCUUCGAAUAAAAGAAAUUAGCACUUUGCUGAAAUUUAGUGGGUCAAAGUUAAUUAUUAUUGGCCGAAUGCGUUGCGUCUUGUUCCACGAGACAAACACAAAUUAAUUUAAUUGAAAUUGCAAAUUUUAGUCAAAUGAAUAUAAUGAGAAAUGUACCAAAAAAUAGAGGAUCAAAAUAGCGAAAAUAAUAAAGAAUUUAUUAUUAUUUUAUUAGCUGAAUUGACAAAAUUAUCCGGAAACAUUAAAUAUUUUCUUAUUGAAAAGCAUUUUUACGUUUUAGAAAAAUACUUGAUUAAAAACUUAAUAAAAUAAACGUUAAGUUCUGCCCUACAUAUGCCCUACCGAACGAUGAAAUGAUUCCGAAUUUAUUUAUUCUUUAUUAAUAUUGCAUAUCUUAAUGAUAAUUAUUUUGAUUUUUGCUAUGUGUUGUGUCUUAAUUUAAGAGCGUGGGACAAAAUAGAGCAAAAGUGUCGUUAAAAUAAAUAUUUUCAACGUCCUUUAAAAAAAAACUUCUUAUUUCAACUGAUUUUCUUUUAAUUUCUAGAAAGAAUUUAAGAACUUAAAUUUUAAAUCUUAAUCUUAAGCAAUUCCGUACAUUCAUGAGCAAAAAUAAAGGCCUAAAAUCUCAUCUUAAAACGCUUUUCUAAAUCUUGAAGAAAAGUGUGUGAUUUUUCUCAUUCUUCCAAACUUCUUAAGAUUACGGAAUUGCUUAGAAUUUAUACUUAAAUCACAAAUUGAUAUGGACUUGGUGACUUCGGUACAAAAUCAAAAUGAAAUCUUAAUUUUCUCUUAGCAAAUAUAGGCACUGUAAUUCAAUUUUAAGGUAUAGUAGGUACUGAUUGCGAUAUAAGGUGCAAACAGAAUUUAUAUCCACUUGUUGAAAUAAAUUAAAUAAUUAUGCAAAUUAA